AAACAGCUCGUCAACAACCUCGGUAGCUUGCUAGCCAACAUAGCCGAAAGAUUCAAGCUAUAUAUACGCUUUCGGUGUAUAUAACCUACUGUGUUUUAGACACACUUCUGUCGUAUCUACUUGUUAACCUAUUUAAUUUAAUAUUACGUUAUUUUGUAUUAGUCAGCUAUAGUAGCUGGCUGGUUAAGUUAGCACUAGCCUAGUCGCUAAUGAUUGCUAGCUAGCUAACAUCCCCGAACAUGAGCUCUCUAAACUUCUCCCCUCUUGUUAAAGAAGAGGUGGUCUGCUGGACGGAGAAAGAAGCUCUGGGGCUGAACAUUGUCGUGAAAGAGGAGGAGGAGGAGGAAGAAGAGGAUAUCACAGUAAAACAAGAAUUAGAGGGUGAGGCUGUUACAGUGAAAGAAGAAGAGAAAGACGUUUCAGUGAAAGAAGAGGAAGACGUUUCAGUGAAAGAAGAGGAAGACGUGUUCAGAGUGAAAGAGGAGGAGGAUGUUACAGUAAAAGAAGAGGCUGCAGUUUUUGGAGUGAAGAAGGAAGGGGAGAUUACUGUCACAUUGAAAGAAGAAGAGGAGGAUAUAGGAGAUCUGAUUAACACCAGAGAGAGACGGGACUAUCGUGGAUCCUCUGGGGAGCCUCAACAACAUCAUGAUGCUGAAGAGGCAGAGAAAAGUCUCUCCACAUCAGAACACCUCAAGAAACACCAGCAGAGACCCACAGGGAAGAAACCUCACUGCUGCUCUGACUGUGGGAAAAGAUUCAACACUUCAUCAGACCUUAAAAUACAUCAAAGAAUUCACACUGGAGAGAAACCUUACAGCUGUGAUCAAUGUGGGAAGAGUUUUACUCUGCUACAAACCCUGAAAUCACACCAGAGAACACACACAGGAGAGAAACCUUAUGACUGUUAUCAAUGUGGGAAGAGUUUUACUCAGCUAAGCAGCCUGAUAGUACACCAGCGGGGACAUACAGGAGAGAAACCUUAUAGCUGUACUCAAUGUGGGAAGAGUUUUACUACAUCUAGCUAUCUAACUACACACCAGAGAACACACACUGGAGAGAAACCUUAUGGCUGUGAUCAAUGUGAGAAGAGUUUUACUCAUCUUAACAGCAUGAUAUCACACCAGCGGGGACACACAGGAGAGAAACCUUAUACCUGUGAUCAAUGUGGGAAGAGUUUUACUACAUCUAACUAUCUAACUAUACACCAGAGAACACACACUGGAGAGAAACCUUUUGGCUGUGAUCAUUGUGGGAAGAGUUUUAUUCGGCUACAAACCCUGAAAUCACACCAGAGAAUACACACUGGAGAGAAACCUUGUGGCUGUGAUCAAUGUGGGAAGAGAUACUCUGAUAAAAGAUCUCUGAUUAAACAUCAGAAAAUACAUGAAGGAGUUGUUUCAUGACAUCAAUGAAAUAAUGUCACAAUGUAGAAUGUUUUAACAUUGUAGUAGGAGUAUUUUAUUGAUGUCACAAUGUAGAAUGUUUUAACAUUGUAGUAGGAGUAUUUUAAUGAUGUCACAAUGUAGUAGGAGUAUUUUAAUGAUGUCACAAUGUAGAAUGUUUUAACAUUGUAGUAGGAGUAUUUUAAGGAAUCUCACAAUGUAGAAGCCUAAACGUUUGUCCUCUGUUCUAUUGAUUUUAACAUGAUAUGGAUAUUAGCCUCAGGGGGAAAAUCCAGGCUCUGAAUUGGAAGAGUACUAUUUAUGAGAUUUAACAAAAACUGACUCUCAAAAAAAUAGUCGUGUUAAACUUACCACGUUGGUGACCCACUUGAAACAAAAUGUUUAGGUUUUCAAUAUUUCCCAAACUGUUUCUACAGAUUGGUUAUUGAUUUGGACACAUUGCACUAUUCCAAUUUAGCAAAAUGUCAUUGAAAAUAAGACUAUGCCCGACGUCCAAUAUAUGUUUGGUUGUAGUUGAAAGUGAAAGUUGAAAAGAUGCCUUUUCGGGUUGUUUUUUCAAUGACUUGAAAACAACUUAAUUUCAACGUACUUGCAGCCUAUACACAUGGGCGCAGUAUAAUGAAUUGGUCUAUAAUCAAUUUUAUUAACAAUCCUACAUCGGUCCAGUAUUUCUUCACAACAUCCAAAUGCUAAUUGUCUUUAUUCCACUACUGAAGAAGCAUGACUCAAAUCACCUCAUAUUUCAAACAUUCAGCCUGACAAAAGAUACAUGUUUUAUUAUUACAUGCCUCACCAUUAAGUGAAGUAUUGCCAAUACAUAUUAACAAAAGGGUGUACAUUUGGUUUUGAUCAUUCAUAUUUACAAUUUAUGUAACAUUUAGUAAUCAUAAUUAUUUAUGCAACCAACUGACAACUUUUGGGUACAAUUAUAUUGACAUUGUGAAAUAUUGACAUUAUAUUGACAUUGUGCUUUUAGAAUAACAGGGUUCAUUCUCAGAUGUGCCAACCCAAAUGUACUAGAGCAUGACAUUGGGGACUGGGCCCCGAGCCAACAACAUGCCUAUCGAGUGAACCCUGAAAAGAGAGAGAAGCUCCGUAGUGGAAAGUUACUACGGAUAUCGCAGGAGUUUCCUCAUGAAAACAGACAUGUCUGUCGUAAGGACAACUUGGUUGCUGAUUGUCUCAAGGCUGGGCAGUCAAAUAGAUUUGUGUUUUGCAUUAAGCCAGUGAGUUACCAUGAUCACAAUUUAUUUUGACACGUUUUUCCCGUGUUGGAGAUUAGUUUUAUCUCUUAUUCUUUUCUGUAUUUUUUCCAGUGUUGUAUCUGGCGCAUGUGACUAAUACAAUUUGAUUUGAGUUUUGUUUGGGCUCGUUCCAAGGGGACGAGAGUUCUAGAAGCUAGUGAGUUGUAGGAAGACGAGAGUUCUAGAAGCUAGUGAGUUGUAGGAAGACGAGAGUUCUAGAAGCUAGUGAGUUUUAGGGAGACGAGAGUUCUAGAAGCUAGUGGGUUUUAGGAUUCUAUGGAAAGAAAAAGGAUUACAAAAAUGAAGCAUUGAAAAUGAAAAGUGAAGCAUUGUAGAUGUUCAUGUGAAAUGGAAGUUGUAGAGAUACUCUGAAUGAUUGGCUAUGAAAAGCCAACUGACAUUUACUCCUGAGGUGCUGACCUGUUACACCCUCGACAACCACUGAGUAUUAUUAUUUGACCCUGCUGGUCAUCUAUGAACAUUUGAACAUCUUGGCCAUGUUCUGUUAUAAUCUCCACUCGGCACAGCCAGAAGAGGACUGGCCACCCCUCAGAGCCUGGUUUCUUCCUAGGUUUUGGACUUUCUAGGGAUUUUUUCCUAGCCACCGUGCUUCUACACCUGCAUUGCUUGCUGUUUGGGGUUUUAGGCUGGGUUUCUGUACAGCACUCUGUGACAUCAGCUGAUGUAAGAAGGGCUUUAUAAAUAGUUUUGAUUGAUUGUACAACUGAAUGCAUUCAACUGAAAUGUGUCUUGGGUGCACUGAUUGGUGUCACCUCGUUAGUCAGUAUGUGUUACACCUGUGCUGGCUUGUCCAUCUCGUUAGUGGGAAGGUGUUUCACCUGAGCUGGUCCAGGUUCUAUUUAAGAGUGUCUGGCCCAGUGCUCCAGUUGUCUUGAUAGAUGUGGAGAGUCAACACCUUUAGUUGCUCCACCUUUUUGGUUGCUUCCUGUCUUUAAGUUUGUUGUGGGUUUUUCUUUUGUUUCCCUCUUCUUGGGCAGAUUUAGUGUGUCUCAUGGUGGGUGUCUUUUAGAUACCAGUUGUUGUUACUAGUCAACUUUCAGUGAACACUGAGCGCAAAACUGCAACAUUGUUAUAAUUCUUUUAUUGCAUCAAAUCGUAUAAUAAAUGGUGGUUUUAUGCAACAGAAUAGAGGGUUCUUAGAACUAUUGUGUCUGUGUUCUACUGAGGAUGGGCCUCUCGGAGAUGACACUGAUAGGAGAUUUACAAUGUCUUUGGGGUGAUAAAGAGACCUAAAGAGACAGCAUUCCAGAGCAUGAGUUAAUGUUUCUGUUCUAUAUGAACAAAGUAGCUUUGAUGGGAUUGAUCAUGUUAACAUCUUACUGCAAGUGCUGUAAUGUGUAGUGUCUUGCUGGCAUGCAUCUAAAAAAAUGUUGAGGCCCCACCAAGAUUUACAUGCUAAAAUCGCCACUGGGGUGUGUUCUAGUGUGUCUGGGCAGGUGUGAUUUAGUUAAUGGAGAUGUGUUCUAGUGGGUUUGGGCAGGUGUGAUGUAGUUAAUGUUUGUAUGGUGCUGUAAUUUGUAUGUGUAUGUUUAUAAAAUAUCAAAUGAAAUAUGUUUUAAGUCCCAAUGCAAAGUUAUACCUUAUUAAAUAAAACCAAUCAGAAUGCCAAAGUCAGGUGUGAAGUAAUAUGGAGGAUCAGCCUAGUACCUAUGAUGUAAACUACAACAGAAAUAACUUCAAAUGUAGAACUUCAAAUUAAACUAAUCGUUUGCACUCGUGACUUGAGUGAUUAAAGUAAACCAAAGUUUUGGAAAUACAUAACGCCAUCCAACCAAAUAUCAAAGAAUGUUAGCUGUAUGCAGUUAUCUUAGCCAGCCAGCUAACAUUAGCUAUUUAGUCAACUAGCUAUGGUCAGCGAGCUGGAGCCCAACUACCGGAGACCAGUUAGAACCCAACUAACAAAACCCAACUAAAACAUAACUGCAGAUCAAAAGAGACAAACAGAAUGAUGGCAGGGAAAAUCUCCAAAAUAUAAAGAUUAUAGGUGUCAGUCAGCUAGCGCGCUAGCAGUAAACCAAGGUUGUAAAAGUUGCAGAACUCCCAUAGUCUACUUCACAGAGAACAUGCUGAAAAGUAGUGAUGGGGAAACAAAGCUUCCUGAUGCAUUGAAACUUUCCAGCCAAUUGUGUCAAAAAUAGGUUCAUUACUCAAGGCUUUGAGCGAAACAGAAUUUAGAACAGCCAAAUUAUUAUAGAUGACGUAGCAGCGUAGCCAUUAUGUCAUAUAUUAAACCACUGGCCGUGUUCGAGAGCAUCAAAUCCAUGCUGCAUUGUGGGUAAACUGUGACUGGCUGACUGAUUUAUAAGUAAGAAUGAGUAGUUAUCUAUGAUGUAUAGUGAUUUGUAGAUCAGUCAGUUGGCAGUCGCCUGCAAUGUCGAACAAGCCCAAAACCAAACCAAUCAGGUGGUUGUUCGAUGAAACGAAUCUUCAGACGCCAUUGAUGACGUGCUGCUGAUAAAGUGAUACAGGCAUCAGCACACUGCUUUGAAGUUUAAUGCUUUCAAGGCCUCGUACCUCCGGUAUCAAACAUAACAUCCCCAUCGAAAAGUUGACAAAACAAAAAGGAGCAAGCAGGUUGAUUUCCUCUGUCAUUUUGAGCCCACGGCAAGAACGCACCAGAGCCUACCUUGCUAACGGGUUCCCUCUAGAUAACACAACCACACAGUUAAUGAAAAGCAUGAGGUGAAGCUUGAGCUAGAUAUCAACCUAUCGAGCUAGUGUGACCUUCCUGGUCUCUCAAGUCAGUGAGUCAACACAGGAAGGAGCAAUGGAUGGAUAGUUCAUUUAUUUCCAAAGCUGCAAUGAUGGGACACACACAGUAUGGAUGAAUGGAUGAAAAAAAUAAUUGAAAUGUCUAUGAAAGUCAUUGUGAUCGAAUAGUGGAUUUAACAAUUCCUACUAAUUCCUAAUUUACAAUAAUAAAUGA
Molecule: messenger RNA, 5594 nt
Organism: Salvelinus fontinalis (brook trout)
Lineage: Eukaryota; Metazoa; Chordata; Actinopteri; Salmoniformes; Salmonidae
Product: gastrula zinc finger protein XlCGF17.1-like
Exons: 2
Coding region: 240-1403 (387 amino acids)
Biological process (GO): regulation of transcription by RNA polymerase II
Cellular component (GO): transcription regulator complex; PcG protein complex
Molecular function (GO): DNA-binding transcription factor activity, RNA polymerase II-specific; RNA polymerase II cis-regulatory region sequence-specific DNA binding
Source: RefSeq, a predicted model, not a curated record